AUCAAUUGAUCAAUUCUAAACAAAAACUGACCCAAGAGCUGUUUACAGCGGAUAAAAAAAAGAUCAAUAACUAAAUAUGGUUUCAGUUUCUUAAUUUUAUGUGCAGAUAGACGACUGCAACUUUUAAAAUAAAUAGUUUUUACUAUGUCUAGUCAAGAUGAUUCUGGGGUUCAAGAACGUCAGACUCUCUUGUCUAGACUAUUAGAUGCUGUGAAGCAGUGCCAAAUUAGAUUUGGUGGAAGAACAGAACUUGCUACUGAAAAUGACAGCAGGGUUGUUUGCCUAUGCACUCAGCUUGAAACAGUUUUGCAACAUGGCAUGCGGAAGACAGAUAAAAGCUUUCUUCCUCUCAGGCAUGUGGCAGAUAUGAUGAAAAACCUGAAUAUAAUAAACAAUGAAGCAGAACCUUCAUUUUGGCAAAUAGUAAGGUUGGUACUUAACAAGCAUGAGUAUGAAAGGUAUAUGUUGUUGAAAAAUAUUAAAUCUGAUAUCGGACGAGGGAGAGCCUGGCUGAGAUCUGCUCUGAAUGAAAAAUCUCUGGAGCGUUACAUGCACAUGAUUGUAACUGAAUCCUCACAGAUCAGAAAUUUUUAUGAAGAUGGGGCUUUUCUGCUAGAUGAGGAACGAAGUAGUAUGCUACCAAUGAUGGCUGCAGGAUUGGGAUCCAUUCUUUUUGCCAUCACCAUUGAUAACCCUGAUCUGAAUUAUACACGUCCACCAACAGCUACAGAAUCUUCUAACGAACUUUCAAAGCCUUCAUUUUCACCGAAAGAAAAAUUUGAACCUAGACCAGUGAUACAAAAAUCAGACCACAAAGAAAUAGGUCACAAGAAAAGGAAGAAAAAACGUCCUACUACUCAAGUUGUUUCCUUCGAUGAUGAUGAUCUAUACAGUGAUACCUUAGAUAUCUGUUCUUCCUUACCCGAAUCGUGCAGUGCUCCCCCAACUUGCUUGUCUUCUCCUGUCCAACUUUCUGGUAACUUUCUUGCUUUCUCAUCCACACUGCCUCCACCUUCUGCCUCUAAGUGUGUACCCUCUACUAACACGCCUGGGGAAUCAGAAGACAAAGGUCAGAAAAUCGUCUCCAGUUCCAUCGUUGUGACUGGCUGUGAAUCCACUGCUUUAGAGUUAAUACCCACUCGGCGACUGCCACAGCAAGUCACAUUGACACCGCUGGGGGCUUCUCCUAGUGUUGAACUUAUACCAAUCGCUCAAAAUGAAGAUGGCAUUGCAUCAGAUGAUUCUGUUUCAAUACCAAGCUUUUGCGAUGACGUAGAUAAUGCUGUUGCUGCCCUGGCUGCUACUCAGAGUGCCCGUUCAUGGUCCACAUCUUCCAAUCAAAGUACAAAAUCUCUUACGCCACGAAGUAGAAAUGACACCUUAUCCAUGACAACAGAAGAAUUAAGGGAAGCCUUAUUGGCUUUUAUGGCUAAAAAAGAUGAAUAUGAGGAGAAAAAUGGAACUUUAACCUCAUUGUUGGAGCGAGAAAUGGAAAUAACUGAUGGACUCAGAGCAGAAUUAGAAGACACAAAGCGAAACUGUGAAGAAAAAGUUGAGCGCUCAGAAAGCAAAUUUCAAACUUUAUCCAGAGAGAAUGAGCUACUGAAACAUCAACUUAAAAAAUAUAUUACAGCUGUGCAAAUGUUGAAACAUGAUAGUGAAGGUCGGGUACAAGAAUUGACGAGCAUGAUUGGUGAAAUUCAUCCUCCCAUUCCAGAACCCAAACACUUCAUUGAUCACCAAUAUGAAGCAUCUGAAUAUGAAAAAAAACUUGUUCAGGUUGCUGAAAUGCAUGGUGAGUUAAUUGAGUUCAACGAACGUCUUCAUCGAGCACUACUACAACGAGAAAACUUUAUUAGGAGACUGAAGGAAGAUUUAGUAGAAUUAAGGGGACCACUUCUUGAUGAUAAUCAAACAUCAGAUGAUGAUCUAAGCAUCACAUCUGACUAUGAUGCGUCUUCUCAAAGUGCAGCUUCUAGGCCUUUGAUAAACGUGUGGAUACCAUCAGCAUUUCUUACUGGAAAGACUGCCGAUAUUCAUCAUGUUUAUCAGGUUUAUGUUCGCAUAAGGGAUGAUGAAUGGAAUGUUUAUCGAAGAUAUGCCCAGUUUUAUGCUUUUCACAAACUGUUGAAGAAGAAAGACCCUAUUGUAAAUACUUUCGACUUUCCACCCAAAAAAACUAUAGGAAAAAAGGAUGCAAAAAUUGUGGAAUUGAGAAGAAAGCGCCUGCAGCACUAUCUUCGCUGUGUCCUAAAUUGGUUGUUGCAGUCCAACUCAGACCUUCUCAGCAACCCAGACAAGGAAACUUUCAUUUCUAUUCUGCCAUUCUUCAGUGAUUCAGUAAACGUGGAAAGAAAAAGGCAUGACGCGAGAAACCGCGAGCCAACUUUAUCUUUAGAACAAGAUCAGCACUACACUGGACUCUAACAUUCCUUUCUCGUGUAUUGAUUAUGUUAUAUAAAUAUACAUUUCUAUAUAUGUAUACAUACUUAUAUAUAUAUAUAUAUUUGAUCUUUUUUUAUUUUAUUUUCAUUUAACCCUAUUGUUGAUGAAAAUUCACUGCCUGUAUAAAUUUUGUUGUUCUUUUUUUUUAGAUGUUAUUUAUUUAUGUCAUUAAAUUAUUGCCUGUAGAAAUGAUAAUAAAAAAAAUCAUUGUCCAUAUGAAUUUACUAUGCAAAUUGUAUGUAGGCCUAAUCAUGCCUGAUAAUGAAUAAAAAUUGAAAUGACAUUUUUGUUACUAAA
Molecule: messenger RNA, 2742 nt
Organism: Parasteatoda tepidariorum (common house spider)
Lineage: Eukaryota; Metazoa; Arthropoda; Arachnida; Araneae; Theridiidae
Source: RefSeq, a predicted model, not a curated record